Messenger RNA from Cavia porcellus (domestic guinea pig), 697 nucleotides. RefSeq names its product RNA polymerase I and III subunit D (gene Polr1d). Gene Ontology annotation, cellular component: RNA polymerase III complex; RNA polymerase I complex. NCBI's taxonomy places the organism in Eukaryota, Metazoa, Chordata, Mammalia, Rodentia, Caviidae. Gene Ontology annotation, molecular function: protein dimerization activity; DNA binding. Gene Ontology annotation, biological process: DNA-templated transcription. The coding region runs from base 115 to 504 and encodes 129 amino acids. The record is from RefSeq and is a predicted model, not a curated record. The transcript has 2 exons.
CUCCUUCCGUCGCUGGCUUCUUCCUUCCUUCCUGCUUUGCCCGCGCGUUUGGCGCUAUGGUACGGAGCCUCCGUUCUUCCCGCACCACAUAAGGACUCCGCAAGCCGCCCCGCGAUGGAAGAGGAUCAGGAGCUGGAGAGAAAAAUAUCUGGAAUGAAGACCUCAAUGGCUGAAGGCGAGAGGAAGACAGCCCUGGAAAUGGUCCAGGCAGCUGGAACAGAUAGACACUGUGUGACGUUUGUAUUGCACGAGGAGGACCAUACCCUAGGAAAUUCUCUACGGUACAUGAUCAUGAAGAAUCCGGAAGUAGAAUUUUGUGGUUACACUACGACCCAUCCUUCAGAGAGCAAAAUUAAUUUGCGCAUUCAGACUCGGGGCGCCCUUCCAGCUGUUGAGCCAUUUCAGAGAGGCCUGAGUGAGCUUAUGAAUGUCUGCCAGCAUGUGCUUGACAAGUUUGAGGCCAGCAUAAAGGACUACAAGGAGCAAAAAAGCAACCAGAAAUGAAUCCAUAUUCUGGAUACGAGGAGGAUCCUUUAAGAUACUCUGUUCAUGAUUGUACAGACCUCAGAAUUAGAAAUUUGUGAUUACAUGCUCUAUUCUUUAGCAAGGUAUGGUUCUCGCUGUUGAUCGAUUAUAACUGUUUGAAUCCCAGCAAGAACUUGUAUAUUCAUCGAAUAAAUUCCCUAUUUUGUUUCAA